AUGUACGACACUAGCAACGGGAGCUCAACCCAACCAACCGAGUAUACCUCCCUCCUCUCCAAGCCCAUCCACAAUGAACCCCUACCAUGGAACGAGUCCGAAAACGAAAGCCCGUUCUCACGAGCUCUCAUUCUUGCAGAAUUCUGGCUCUUGCUGAAAGACUCAACCCCCGUAAUCCUAGCCUACACUCUGCAAAACAGCCUUCAGACCGUAUCCGUGCUGAUAAUCGGUCGUUCAUCACCAGAGAAUCUCGCAGCGAGUGCAUUCUCGCAGAUGUUUGCCAUGGUGACGGCGUGGAUGAUUGCGCUGGGAGGUACAACGGCUAUGGAUACACUGGCCUCCUCUUCGUUCACGGGCAGCUCCAACAAACAUGAUUUGGGAAUUCUGCUGCAGCGCGGGUUCCUGGUCUUGGGUCUUUUCUAUAUACCCGUUGCUAUCUUAUGGGCUUUUUCGGAGCCGAUUUUUUUGUUCCUAGGUCAAGACCCGCGCCUUUCGCGUGACAGCGCAAGGUUCUUGACUUGUUUGAUCCCGGGGGGCUUGGGGUAUAUCUAUUUUGAGGUUAUGAAGAAGUAUUUACAAGCUCAAGGCAUCAUGCGAGCUGGAACUUACGUGCUGUUGAUUACAUCGCCAUUGAACGCCGCUCUCAAUUAUCUAUUCUGCUACACGUUCGAGAUCGGCCUCCUAGGCGCCCCUCUAGCAACAGGGCUCUGCUACUGGCUCUCUUUUGCCUUGUUAGUCCUCUAUGCCCGCUUCAUCGGCGGCUCAGAAUGCUGGGGCGGAUGGUCUCGCGAGGCGUUCCAAAACCUGCGCACAUUUGCACGGCUCGCUCUCCUGGGUUUUGUCCACGUUGGCACAGAAUGGUGGGCUUUCGAGAUCGUUGCAUUAGCAGCCGGUCGCUUGGGUAAUGUCUCUUUGGCUGCCCAGAGCGUCAUCAUGACUGCCGAUCAGGUUCUCAAUACGAUUCCAUUCGGCAUUGGGGUGGCGACAUCUGGCCGCGUUGGUAAUCUACUAGGAAAGAGAGAUGAUGCUGGUGCAGCGCGGGCGGCACAUACCUCCGCUAUACUGAGUGUGGUCUUUGGUGGUGUUGUGUUGGCUAUUCUUAUGGGAACGCGAGAUCACUUUGCAAAGAUCUUCAAUGAUGAUACUAGCGUUGUAAGUCUUACGGCUGAUGUUUUGCCGUAUGUGGCGCUUUUCCAAAUUGCCGAUGGGCUCAAUGGGAGUUGUGGGGGAAGUUUACGUGGUAUGGGACGACAGCAUGUGGGUGCUUUAGUUAAUUUGGUGAGUUAUUACUGUGGUGCGUUGCCGUUGGGGAUUUGGCUUGCAUUUCAUGGUUGGGAACUUAAGGGUCUGUGGGUUGGGCAAUGCAUUGCGUUGUAUUUGGUUGGAGCACUCGAGUGGAUUAUUGUCGCACGCAGUCAGUGGGACACUGAAGUGCGCAAGGCCUUCCAGCGCAUGGAUGUGCAUGAGAUUUUGGAGGAUGGAAUUGAGGGAGAGUAG
Molecule: messenger RNA, 1497 nt
Organism: Penicillium soppii
Lineage: Eukaryota; Fungi; Ascomycota; Eurotiomycetes; Eurotiales; Aspergillaceae
Product: MATE family efflux transporter
Exons: 2
Coding region: 1-1497 (498 amino acids)
Biological process (GO): xenobiotic detoxification by transmembrane export across the plasma membrane
Cellular component (GO): membrane
Molecular function (GO): xenobiotic transmembrane transporter activity; antiporter activity
Source: RefSeq, a predicted model, not a curated record